Molecule: messenger RNA, 996 nt
Organism: Aspergillus wentii DTO 134E9
Lineage: Eukaryota; Fungi; Ascomycota; Eurotiomycetes; Eurotiales; Aspergillaceae
Gene: cwc26
Product: putative cell cycle control protein (Cwf26)
Exons: 1
Coding region: 1-996 (331 amino acids)
Biological process (GO): mRNA splicing, via spliceosome
Cellular component (GO): U2-type spliceosomal complex; RES complex
Molecular function (GO): RNA binding
Source: RefSeq, a predicted model, not a curated record
AUGCCCUCCUCACUAGCCGACUAUCUCGCCAAAAACUACCUCACAGCGGACCCGGCAACGGAAAGACCCAAGAAGAAGCGCAAGAAGACCAAGGCCGUCGACACCGCUAGCGAGGGUCUCAUCAUCGCCGACGACGACCCGCCCGAUCUCCGCGCUUCGAAUUUGAAUACUGUCAACGAUGACGAAGAUGGCCCGUCGGUAGUGAAUGCGGGGAGUGCGGAGUUUCGGCGGGCGAAGAAAUCGAGCUGGAAGACUGUUGGUGGAGGAGCAGGGGAGCAGGAUGCCGCGGAUGCUAUUCUAGCUUCUGCUGCUGCGGAGGAUGCAGCGAGGAGAGGGGAGGGUGCUGAUGAGGAGGCGCCGGCUAUAGCUGAUGAAGAUGAGGGGGGGCCGCGGAUGGAGUCUGGAGCACGCGCGGGUCUACAAACGGCCGAACAGACGGCAGCGAUGGUAGCUGCCCAGGAACGACGGAAGAAACUCGACGCCGCGAAAUACAAGAAUAAACCGCAAGACGAGGGCGCGCAAGAGACUAUCUACCGUGAUGCAUCGGGACGAAUCAUCAACGUUGCGAUGAAGAGAGCGGAGGCGCGGAAAGCGGAGGAGGAGAAACGGCUGAAGGAAGAACAAGCCAAGGAGGAGCUUAUGGGUGAUGUGCAGCGACAGGAACGCGCCGCACGCAAGCAGCAGCUGGAAGAUGUGCGGGCGAUGCCUGUUGCGCGGACGAUUGAGGAUGACUCGUUGAACGAUGAGCUCAAGGCACAGCAGCGGUGGAACGAUCCUGCCGCGCAGUUCUUGACCAACACCAAGGGGCCUGGGGCUAGUGCUACGGGGAAGCCGUUAUACAAGGGGGCCUACCAGCCGAAUCGGUAUGGAAUCCGGCCUGGACAUCGGUGGGAUGGGGUGGAUCGGGGCAUUGGGUUUGAGAAGGACUGGUUUGCGGCAAGGAAUCGGAAGGGGAGACUUGAGGCUUUGGAUUACCAAUGGCAGAUGGAUGAGUAG